Molecule: messenger RNA, 6744 nt
Organism: Coturnix japonica (Japanese quail)
Lineage: Eukaryota; Metazoa; Chordata; Aves; Galliformes; Phasianidae
Gene: STAM
Product: signal transducing adaptor molecule
Biological process (GO): protein transport to vacuole involved in ubiquitin-dependent protein catabolic process via the multivesicular body sorting pathway
Cellular component (GO): ESCRT-0 complex
Molecular function (GO): phosphatidylinositol binding; ubiquitin binding
Source: RefSeq, a predicted model, not a curated record
CCGGAGCCCUGGGAGGCGGCGGCGGCGGCGGAGGCGACCCCGGCGGGAGGAGCAGCGGGAUCCGCCGCGGGCCUGUCGAUCGGUCGCCGCGCUGCCGGGAGCGGAGGGGUGGCCGCGCCGCGCCCCCGCGCCCCGCCAUGCCGCUCUUCGCCACCAACCCCUUCGACCAGGAUGUGGAGAAAGCAACCAGUGAGAUGAACACUGCAGAGGACUGGGGCCUCAUCUUGGACAUUUGUGAUAAAGUUGGACAGUCACGCACAGGGCCUAAGGAUUGUCUUCGUUCCAUUAUGAAGAGAGUGAACCAUAAGGAUCCCCAUGUUGCUAUGCAGGCUUUAACACUUCUAGGAGCAUGUGUAUCAAACUGUGGUAAAAUCUUUCAUUUAGAAGUCUGUUCAAGAGACUUUGCCAGUGAAGUAAGCAAUGUGUUGAAUAAGGGUCAUCCAAAAGUUUGUGAAAAGCUGAAAGCUCUUAUGGUGGAAUGGACUGAUGAAUUCAAGAAUGACCCGCAGCUUAGUUUAAUAUCUGCUAUGAUAAAAAAUCUGAAGGAGCAAGGAGUCACUUUCCCAGCUAUUGGUUCCCAGGCUGCUGAGCAGGCAAAAGCAAGUCCAGCCCUAGUUGCCAAAGAUCCCGGUGCAGUAGCUAACAAGAAGGAAGAAGAAGAUUUAGCUAAAGCAAUUGAACUGUCACUAAAAGAACAAAGACAACAGCAAACAACACUUUCCAGUUUGUAUCCGAGCACCUCAAGUCUUUUAACAAAUCACAAACAUGAGGGCCGAAAGGUUCGUGCAAUCUAUGAUUUUGAGGCUGCUGAAGACAACGAAUUAACCUUUAAAGCUGGAGAACUUAUAACUAUCCUUGAUGACAGUGAUCCAAAUUGGUGGAAAGGUGAAACUCAUCAAGGUAUAGGAUUGUUUCCAUCUAAUUUUGUUACAGCUGAUCUUUCUGCUGAGCCAGAAAUGAUGAAAGCUGAGAAGAAAACGGUGCAGUUCAGUGAUGAAGUUCAAGUAGAAACAAUAGAACCUGAGCCUGAACCAGUUUAUAUUGAUGAAGAUAAAAUGGACCAGCUCCUGCAGAUGUUGCAAAGUGCAGAUCCAACUGAUGACCAGCCAGACCUCCCAGAAUUACUUCAUCUUGAGGCAAUGUGCCACCAGAUGGGACCCCUCAUAGAUGAAAAAUUAAAAGAUAUAGACAGGAAACAUUCAGAACUUUCAGAGCUCAAUGUUAAAGCAAUGGAGGCUCUUUCUUUGUAUAACAAGUUGAUGAAUGAAGACCCAAUGUAUUCCAUGUAUGCAAAGCUACAAAACCAACAGUAUUAUAUGCAGUCAUCAGGUGUUUCUGGCUCUCAGGUUUAUCCAGGGCAGCCUCAAGGUAAUGCGUAUCUGGUGGCAGGGAGUGCACAGAUGGGCCACAUUCAAGGCUAUAAUCUUCCUCCCGAACAGCUCUCUUCUCUCAGCCAAGGCACAGUUACUCCAUCUGCCAGCUCAGUACUACCUGGUCAGCCUGCACAGACGUCUUACACAAAUGCAAUGGUUGGCUCUGUUGCUGGAAAUACUUACUCUAACCAGGCUUCAGUGUAUAGUCCACCACCUGCUGCUGUUGAUGUUGCUGCUUAUCAGAAUGCUGGAACUAAUAUGUCCCAGGUGCCAAACUAUAACUUAGCAUCUACACCUCUGCCACAGACAGCAGGCAGCCAACAAGCACCUCCACAACAACCACAGCCUCCACCUCCUCAACAGCCCCAGCAUAGCUAUUCACAGAAGGCUCUGCUAUAGGAUCUGGGACUUCUGAUUCCUAAUCUUCUUUAACCUCUGCUAAAGGCAGUUGACGAUGCUUUGAGUCUCUUCCUUUAAUCUCUUAAACUUUGUUUAUCUUCAGCUUAAUAAGAAUCUUUCUUGGUGAACAAGUUCAAUUUGCACUGACUUUUUAGGAUUUUUUUUUUUUUUUUUAAUUUUGCAGAGGAGUGGAUAUAUCUAGGACACUUAAUUCCUUUUAAAACGGCUAAAAAUUGGUACAGGAUUAUUUAUGUCUGGUAAAAUUGGCUAGUCUGUGAAAACUCAACACUUGCAAACUGUUGUGGCAUAUAUGUUAUGUACAUAUAGUGUGUGAUUGCAGUAGUGGCCAUUACGUAUAGCUAUGGUGAUCAUGUGAAUAUAUUUAACACAAUGUUAAAAAUAUUUUACAUAACUAUUUUAUUUUAAUCAUGAACUGACAACCAUGUUUCAUAGUUUUACCUAGUUUUAUGACAGAUGUGAUGUCUUUUUCCAAUACAGGACAAGUGUGGUAAUUCUGCAUAUCAUGGUUACACUUACAGACUAAGGUCUAUACACGAAUUCCAAACUUAUCGGAGUCUAGGUUUCAUUACUUCCUGAACUGAACACAAAUGUGUCAUGACUAUUAGAUGGCUUUAUCUACCAAAGCAAACUAGAUAGCUACUAAAUGAUCUGGGGGAUGAGAACAACAAUUUGUGAUUCUGCUUCACACACAAUUGAUAACCUAAAACUACUAUUCAGAGGCUGCUAAAUGUAUCAUGGGACCAUGCAACAGAUCAGGAUCUUGCAUUUUGUCAUGAGAUGCACAUAAUUUAUUUUUUCCAGGUUGGUUUGUUAUAAUGACAGUGAGAACUGUAUUCUAUGUGUGUUGGUAGAGAGUACACCAAAGACAGAGAAGUUGAGUUGGAGGAGAAAUGGUGGAGUUUUAAACUGGAACGUGCAACAUGAAUAACACAACUUCAUUCAAGUCUUCUUAAUUAGAGAAUUAAUGGAGAAUUAUGGACAUUUAAAUCACUUUGCUGAACAACCUUCAGGGCUUUAUUUGAUCUCUUGUGGCCUUGCUUAUCAGUUUGUUCUAUUUACAGUUUUUACACAAACACUUCUGCCUUAAACGUCAAUUAAUUUUUCAGUUUCCAGUUGUUCUGCAGGUUAAGUUUAUUAGCCCUUCUGUAGUAUGAAUAGAAAAGGCCUCUUAAUUUUGUUGACUUCAACAUUACUUUGAAUUUGCUUCUACAGCAACACGCAUUAGCCUAUUUUGGAACCCUUGCAUUUCUCAGAAACGGAACUAGGUGGCUUUUUGAGGCAUAAUGUUUUCUUUUUGCAGCCAUGGUGCUGCAAAAGGAUUUUGGUAAAGGAAAGCAGAAUUUUGAUAUGUCUGAUCAGACUUUCUUGUACAAGAACUGGUGAUACUUUGCAUUUGUAUUUGAUCUAUUAAUGCAUUCUGGUUUCCUCUUACCUUUUCUGACAACUCUCAUUCCAGACAGAGCAAUACUAGGUGGCUUCAGCAUCAAAGCUGUGUUUUCAGUCUCCUUAAUGUGUAUGCCAGAAAUUGUUUGCUUUUGUGUACUGUAUUUUAGUGUGAUGCUUCUGGAAUUAAAUGUUGCAAUUGUACAUUAUAAUGUAUAUUAACCUCAGUAAUUCCUUAUGCUCCUGCUGUAUGUGUUACCUAACAAGUCUUUGUUUCACUUGUUUUAUAGAGCUGGUGUUCUGUCUCUUAAUCCUUCUGGAUGGCUGUUUUGCCUAACUUUGUAGGCAGGGUGGUUACAAAACAUGCCCCUAGCUGAUGUGUUCCAAUUGGUAAUGUUGUAGCCAGGACAGUGUGUUUCGAUGCUAGAAUGUUCAUGUUUUGAUUUGUUUGUUUCUUUCUCCAGAAUUGUUAAGCACGUUCACAGACUGCUUGUAUUUGGUGUUAACACAAAAGUCUGUGGAAUUUGGAAGGUAGCACUAAUAAAAAAAGAAAAAAGGGGAGAGGGGGGCGGGGGGAGGGAGGGGGAAGAGAAGAAAUUCCAAGGAUUUGUAUAAUAGAUCAUUUGUAAUAGAUUGAAGAGGUGGUUUUCUGUAGAAAGGACGUGUAGUGUCAUUUAGGUAGCGUUCUCUGCAUGCUUUAGCUAUCUUACUGAAAAGCAGAGAAGCAGUGUAUAGGAGUGUAUAAUUUCUACCAGAAGUGUAAGUAACCUCUUACUCUGUACUUCUAUGCCCUGACUCAAGGAGGAUCUUAAAGCAUCGAGGUAGCCCAGCUGACUUUAACAAUUCAUAUUCCUAGUCUUUCAUGCAUCAGUUGACUUAAAAAGAAAAGUUUUCCUUAACCACAACUGGUGCUGAUUUUAGGCUCAGAGUCUAAGCAUCCUAAUUAUUUUUUUUCAUUUCAGAUGCAGUUAUCAGGCCAAGCUGAUUUUGAAGCUCUAUUGCUUCUUGUUUUGGUUCAUUAACCAGGAAUGAUUAAUUUGCCUUCUCACAUGUUUGCAUCCCUUGAUCUAGUGCUUUUCAGUUACAUUUCCUCCUACUUUGCUACGUGCUGCUGCUGCACUAAUUCCUUCACUUAUCCUGUAACUGGUAUUCAGCAAUUACAUUUCAAUUCACCUUUUGGUCCGUGUAGUAUUAUUUGCCUGAAGAUGUCAUUGCUGAUUUUCUCUGCUGUGAUCUAUGUGGUUUCCUUAUUUAUGCAUUAUUUUGAUGAAGUAUAUUCUGAUCAUGUAUAUUCUGUCUUACUAUGGUAUUGAACACUGAAUAUGGGCAAGAGAGGGAAGGAACGUGUACAGCUGCUGUGUGGAAAAGCUUCUUAGCAAAGUACUUGAGUGUCAGGAAGUUAAUCUGUCUGAAAGUUCAGAAUCCCUGGAAAUGACACACCAUUCCUGUUCCAACAGGACACCUAACUUUUUGAAUGUCUUGCUUCCUUACAUGUAAAUUGACAAUGGAAGGCUGAAGUCUUUUCACCACAUUUUGUAUAAACCUUUGUUGCUUCACUCUUUCAUUAAGGAGUACAGAAAUGUUAAUUAAUGGCAGAAGGUAUGUUGUAGUGGCUUGGUUUCCAUGAACUGGAGCAAAAUCUGGAAAGUGCCUUCUGUGUAUUUCUCAGCUAUAAACAAUGUGUUUACCUGUGUGUAUCAUCUCAAUUUAUGUGGGCGUAACAGUGAUGUAAAGAUUUACUGUAAAGCAUCCCAGGAAGAAUACUGAGGUCAGCAUAGAAUCAUAAAAUUAUAGAAUUACCCAGGUUGGAAAAGACCUAGAAAAUCAUGAAGUCCAACCACAGCCUAACCAUAGUACCCUAACUCUAAAAACCCUCUGCUAAAUCAUAUCCCUGAGCACCACAUCCAAAUGGCUCUUAAACACAUCCAGGGAUGGUGAUUCAACCACCUUCUGGAAGCCUAUUCCAAUAUUUAACUACCCUUUCUGUAAAGAAGUGUUUCCUAAUGUCCAACCUAAACUUGCCCUGGUGCAACCUGAGGCCAUUUCCCCUCAUCCUGUCACUUGUCACCAGUGAGAAGAGACUUGUCCCACUCUCACUGUAAGCACCUUUCAGGUACUGGAAGAGGGCAAUAAGGUCUCCCCUCAGCAUGUUAAAAUUUGUUUUGCUACAGUGAUGUUGUGGCAGUAUAUUCAAGAGUGUGCAGUUGAAGCAACAGCUGCCACGUAUUUACCCAUCUCUGCUUAGUAACCAUUACCUGUGCAGAUGUGUGUUUAAUGUCACAAGACAGAAUUCCUGUACAGCAGUCAAACAACCAUGAAGAAGAACAAGAUAGAAGUACUGAAAGCUUCUUAACUGGUGUGGAGCAGCAUAGUGCCCUCGUACAGUGACUCUUCAGAAGUUUCAAAGGGGGACCUAAAACGAAUUUGAGUAACCAGAACUAUAUGUCAUUUUGUCCAAUUGCAAAUGCUUGGAUAAGAGGAGAUAAAUCCGCUUUUAAUAGCAUGAACAUAUUUUGCUGAUCAAAUCUAGGCUGCUGUUAUAGUUCUCCGAUUUCAUCUAGAUGACAGGAACAUCAGAUUUACAAUGGAGAACUGCUUAAUACCUCAUUCUCCAAUUAAUUUUAUAGCAUUUCCUUUAAUAUCACUUACCUUUAUUUUUUUCACUCUCAUUUCAAAGGUUUCUGUGCUGUCUUGUGAGGGUCUUACUUUAUUUCUUGUCUGCUGGGUUUCACAGACUGAAUGGAAAAGAAUGUUUCUGAUUAUCGUGGCUACAAUGGCACUUUGAAUUAUGUGUCUGCAGUUUCCUUUGGAGAAGAUGCAUGCAUCGGUUUUGAAUAAUAAGGGAACAUAAUUUUUCCAUUUAAAAAUCAAGAGGAAUUUUUCAAAAAAAAAAGAAAAAGAAAAAGAAAAAGGAAGAAAAAAAUCAACAUAAAACCUACAAAACUGUCCAUUGUUAGAAGUCAGGCAGAAUCAUUUUAUACUCUUCUGUUCCAUUUUAGUAGCACCGACCAACUUCACACUACAGGUACCCCUUUAUCCUUUUCAGCUGCAAUGAGGAAUACUGACUUUGAUGUGUACGCUAUCCAACACCGUAGUAAGACCUUGGAAGGCCCUGACAUUUGACCUUUUUGCUUCAAUAUGUAAAAACACUAUGUAAGCCUUUUGAAGCCUUGUUUCUGGAGUUAAGAUAUUUGUAUUUAAAAACAUUCCAUUUGCUACUAUGUAUAACCGCAGAUCAAUUUUUCAUGCUGCUACCUUAGCAAAAGGGUAGGAGUUUUUGUUCCUGUCACCUGCAUGUGCUUCUGGAAAUCUAAAUAAUUUCUGUCUUUGUCAUGAAAAAGAAAAGGAGCCUGCUGAAGUCUGUUCUGGUUGUAAUAAAGUGUACACAGUAGCAAAGUGCAUUUUUGGUUUGGUUUGUUUUGAUGCUCCCUUUGAUGUUGGCAUAUGUAUAUAUUUAGAUAUACUGCACUGUUGUACAAGAAUUGUUUUAGUAAAUAACACUAUUUGUAAAAACUGUUAAUUGUUUUUGGUAUGAAUGCAAAGUAUUAAAGUUGGAGUACUUAGUUCA